AUGGUUGUGUCUGUGGGCGCUCCAGCAGAGCAUGUAUUUGCAUCGGUGAAAGAGGACAAUCCCGUAGGAGUCAGGAUGACUUCUGCGGUGUCUCCAAGCUCACCCUUUGGGUCAGGUGAAAUGAAUGCUAUCCAGCAAGCAAUCCAGCGAGCAAUUCUGACUGCUAUAUCAUUCCAGCGCCGUUUCAACGAGACAGGAAACGCCGACGACAUUGCUCAAGUAGUUUUUCACUGUGAAAAUGCACUUUCCUUUGGGCUUGAUCUCCCUCCUUUCGCUUACAGCUUCUUUGGAAAUGCAUACUUAAGUCGCUUUACAUGCCUAGGCGAAGUUCAGGAUCUUGAACAUGCCAUAUCCCACCACCAGAAAGCUGUCCAAUCCACUCCUUCUGGCGAUGCUGAGCUUCCAGGUCGGUUGAACAACCUUGGAAGUUCGUAUUUACGUCGCUUUGAAGCCACUGGUGAUGAUCUCCAGGAUACUGAGCAUGCUCUAUCUUACUACCAGAAAGGUCUCAAAUCUACCCCUUCUGGCCAUCCUGACAUUCUUAGUUUUUUAAGCAACCUUGGAAAUUUGUACUCAUGCCGCUCUGUCCGCACUGGCGAUCUUCAGGAUUUCGAACAGGCCAUAUCUUACCACCAGAAAGUUGUCGAAUCCGCUCCUUCUGGCCAUGCUGACGUUCCGCUUUGGUUUUACCAUCUUGGAACUUCAUACUCACGUCGCUUUCAACGCUUCGGAAACCUCCAAGAUAUUGACCAUGCCAUAUCCUACCACCAGAAAGCUGUUGAAUGUGCUCCUUCUGGACGCACUGAGCUUUCGAGUUGGUUCAGCAGCCUUGGAAAUUCACACUUACAACGCUGGGAACGCACCCGCGACAUCCAGGAUAUUGACGAUGCUGUAUCCCACCUCCAGAAAGCUAUUCAAUCCACUCCUUCUGGUACUUACCUUGCAGGGCCGGAGUUCAACAAUCUUGGAAAUGCGUACGCAAUUCGCUUCAAUUACACUCUUGACCUCGAGGAUAUUGACCAUGCGAUAUCCCUGCAACAAAAAGCUGUUCAAUCCACUCCUUCUGGCCAUGCUGAGCUUCCGGGGUUGUUAGAUAACUUAGGAACAUCGUACUCACGUCGUUUCUAUUGCUCUGAAAGCCUUCAGGAUAUUGACCAUGCCAUAUCCUACCACCAAAAAGCUAUUCAAUCCACUCCUUCUGGCCACACCCGGCUUCCGGCUGGGUUUAACCACCUUGGAAUAUCGUACACACAUCGCUUCAAAUGCACCCGCGACCUCCAGGAUAUUGACCGCGCCAUAUCCUACCACCAGAAAGCUGUCGAAUCCACUCCUUCUGACCACGCUGACCUUCCGGGUCGGUUCAGCAACCUGGGCAGUUCGUACUUAGAUCGCUUCAACAGCACCAAUUAUUUGCCCGAUGUCCAGAACAGCAUUGCUUCAUACCGUCAGGCUGCUGAGGCAAAUGGCGCCCCAUCCAUUCGCCUGAAGGCUGCCAAGGAAGCAGCGAUGCUUUCUUCUGACCAUGACCCUUCCCAAUGUCUAACUGACUUCGCUCUUGCCAUUAGUUUGCUCUCAGAAGUUGCUGGGUUGGAACAAACAAACAAUCGCCGUCAUGCUAACCUUCGGGGCUACUCUGAUCUUGUGGGAUCUGCUGUGGCAACUGCUCUCCGUUUCGAUAGCACUAAUCGUGCACUUGAAUGGCUUGAGCAAGGCCGCUGCUUGGUGUGGAAUCAGCUCAACCAACUCCGUACCCCAAUCGACAAUCUCCGCAUGAAGAACCCGUCCUUGGCCAAUCGCUUUAUCGAGAUCGCAAGGGCCCUAGAGUCCCAUGGAACUCGUUCAGCUUUGUCCCUUCCUUCUCUACACCCUACGCUUGUAGAAGCCAUCCGCCUUCAGGAUGACACUCUAAAUCACACCAUCCACGCUACAGAAUAUAAGCAACUGCUUGAGGAGAUUCGGGCUCUCCCAGAUUUCCAUGACUUUCUUCAGCCACCCAAGGCCACCGACAUCCUCUCUUCGUUACCCAACGAUGGUCCACUUGUCAUAUUUAACAUUCACAAAACCCGGUGCGAUGCUUUGGCUGUUAUAGCUGGGAUUGAGGAGCCUCUGCAUAUCCCUCUGGAGAACUUCAGUCUUGUGCAAGCAGAGGAACUACAGGAGAUCCUUCGAUUCGACCUACUCAAGCAACGGGAGGUGGAGGAUCAAGAUCGCAUGCCUCGGCGUGUUCGACCUAACCCAUCAUCCAUGUUGUUUGUCCUAAAUGAACUUUGGCGCAAAGUUGUCCAACCAAUUCUUGAAGCGCUAGGAUACUCUCUCAAUCCCUCAGAUUGUGGCCGUAUAUGGUGGUGUCCAACUGGCCCGCUUGCUUUUCUUCCACUCCACGCAGCUGGGAUAUACGGCGCAGCACACAACCCAGGAUCCUGUGUCUCCGAUUUCGUGGUUUCGUCAUAUACACCAACUUUCCGCACCCUCAACGAUAGAUCCACUGCAUCAUCUACCUCCUCCAAAUGCACCAGCAUCCUCCUUAUCAGCCAACCAAACACCCCAGGUCUUUCCUCAAUACCCUUGACCCGAAAAGAGACGCAUGACCUUGAAACGUUGAUGAAAAGAACUGCCAUUGAAGCGCUACUGCUGGAGGAUUCCAAGGCAACUGUAGAGAACGUGAAGGCAGAGAUGAAAUCUCGUAGCUGGGUUCACUUUGCUUGCCAUGGAGUGCAAGAUGUCCACCAGCCUCUCUCAAGCGGCCUCUGUCUCCACGAUGGCCGCUUGGAGCUGCUCGAGAUCAUGAAGCAGAAAAUCCCGAACCUGGACUUGGUUUUCCUUUCAGCAUGCCAGACAAGCAAAGGAGACCUCAAAUUAUCGGAGGAAGUUGUCCAUCUCGCUGCUGGUAUGCUUGGUGCUGGAUGCCGUGGUGUGGUUGGUACGAUGUGGAGCAUUUCGGAUCUAUAUGGGCCGAAGUUCGCGGAGGAGUUUUAUCAAUAUUUGCUCAAGGAGAAGGGAUCGGAGGGAUUGGACAGUACUCGAGCAGCCUACGCCUUACAUUACGCUACAAGGAAGGUUCGAGAGAUUCUCGGAGAUGAUGACAACGCAUUCCUGACAUGGGUUCCGUAUGUGCACUUCGGUUACUGA
Molecule: messenger RNA, 3129 nt
Organism: Laccaria bicolor S238N-H82
Lineage: Eukaryota; Fungi; Basidiomycota; Agaricomycetes; Agaricales; Hydnangiaceae
Exons: 3
Coding region: 1-3129 (1042 amino acids)
Molecular function (GO): protein binding
Source: RefSeq, a predicted model, not a curated record